Opisthorchis viverrini is the source of this 8721-nucleotide messenger RNA. RefSeq lists its product as hypothetical. The record is from RefSeq and is a predicted model, not a curated record. Bases 1 to 8721 code for a protein of 2906 amino acids. The transcript is spliced from 41 exons. Gene Ontology annotation, molecular function: protein binding. NCBI's taxonomy places the organism in Eukaryota, Metazoa, Platyhelminthes, Trematoda, Opisthorchiida, Opisthorchiidae.
AUGAAAUUCUUCUCCUCAGAACCCCAUUGUUCCGGUGAAGGUGGUUCCGUUGGCAUCCACCUAUCGAUAAGCGAAAGUCGAGUGCGGGAAUGUUCCCAACCAGACUUACCACGUAGCAUUGCAUUUCCUGAAUUCCGAUUUCGGCGGGAGGAAGCUUCGGAAAUCGAACCGGGGACUGCGACGCAUAUUCCCAUACGUGAGAUGUUAUAUUGUCCGGAUCAGUUCGUUGUAAAGGUCUUCUCAAAUGCCGUGAAGGAUGAAAACGAUACACGCACAAAUUUCUCAACGAAAGCCACUUCCGAAGCCAUAGCAGACGAAGUUCAAAGCCGAAUGUGCGCCAAUAAUUUUCAAAUGUCAUCGAUUAAAACAAAUCGCAAAAAAAUAACGGCAGAUGAGGAGGGUUUUCAGUCUACGCAUAUAUGCAAAGAAGUGCAACAUUUUGACGUUAAAUACGACGGCAUGACAAAAGAAGACAGCUGGUUGUUGGAGAGCGCCCAAGUUUUACAUCCGCUUACACGAAGACGUUAUAUGUUCUUGUGCAACCACUGGUUUUCCCUGUAUAAAGAAGAUGGCCGAGUGGAACGAGAGCUACUUGGAGUGCGAAGCGUCGAAACUAAAUACACUAUUCUUGUGGUCACUGGGGAUCAGGAAGGAUGUGGUACAGACAGCAACGUUUUCGUUACCAUUCAUGGUCGGACUGGAAUUACGCCGCGUAUUGAAUUAGCACCAGAACUGUUGAGAGAAAAUAGCACGAAGCAUCUGCCGUUUACCAGAGGAACUAGCAGUACAUUCACUGUGCGGGCUCCCAGUGUCGGUGCGUUGACUAAAAUUCGAAUCAGUCAGAAUGCAUCGGGACGUUUCCCACACUGGUUCAUUGAACGUGUUGUUGUAACGAAUUUGGCCCAUCCAAAGUGGACUUAUUACUUCAAUUGUUCCUUUUGGUUGUCCCCAUCUUACGCGGAUGGAAAGCUCAGUCGACUGGUCAGGGGAUUCCGCGAACCAACAGGACUUGGAGGAGAAGCCGAGUACCGCCUAACAUUCUACACUUCUGAUAGACCAGGAGCGGGUACAACCGCUGACGUUUUCGUCCAGCUCCAUGGAGAAGUUGGCACCAGUCGCGAGAUGUGGCUGAAUGAUCCAUGUUGGAUUAAGGAACACACCAAAAAACCAGCAACCCCUAUUCGUUUUCCCCGAGGAUCCCGCGUUAAAAUCCACCUCGCUCCUUGCCAGCAAUAUGGUUAUCUCGAGCGACUAACUGUGGGGCAUAACAACCGCGGAGAAUCACCGAGUUGGUGUUUAGAAAAAGUAAUUGUGGACGAACUGCGACUUCAACGCGUGUUCGAGUUCCCUUGCCGUGAUUGGAUAGGUCCUCCGUGGUCGAAACAGCUUUACUGCUCCUCGGUACGGUCGAAAGACGGAUAUCAGGACAACUGGCAAAAACUUCCUCUGGAAUUCCGCGUAGUUACGGGCGACUCGCCUGAUGCUGGCACAACCUCCCGAGUCUUUAUCCAACUUCAAGGUCCUGAAGAGAACGCCGGUGAAUCCCAGCGCAGGGCUUGUUCUGAACGAAGACUUUCCUCCGCUGUCUCUGAAUCUACAAGCUCUGUGUCAACGAGUAUUAACAAUGACAGUUCCAAAGUUCAUGAACCUUACAUCACUCCGUACAUAUGGUUUGGUGAAGGACCGUUUGAGCGGGGUCGAGUGGCCACCUUCAGAAUCGACUUGGCAGUUCCUGUGUGUAUCAGUCCGAUCGGCAAACUGUAUGUUGGUCACGACAAUUCGGGAGACUCACCAUCCUGGUUCCUUGAUAAGAUCAUUGUGGAUUGUCCAACAACAGGCGUGCAGCAAACAUUCCUGGGUAGCUGUUGGCUUUUGAAAGAGAAAGGCAGCAAAAAGGUGCAGAAACUACUACACGAAGAUAGAAAGCAGCGAAAACAUUUCGAACCAAAAAUACCUUGGCUGCUCUCGGUCUUCACAAGUGAUCGCCCUCAAGCAGACACAAUCCCUACGGUUUCUAUCGUGCUUUAUGGUAGUAGUGGCAAAACGAAAGACAUUGAACUCAACAGAACGUUGUUGGAAGAUCAAACCAAUUGGAAUCCGGAGUGUAUCGACACCGAGAAGACUUUGUUUCAACGUGGUGCGGAGGACGUGUUUCGAGUGAACCUGGAAGAUAUUGGUGUACCUUACAAGCUACGAGUGAGCAACAACGGUGGAUCCAAAAUACCUUGGCUGCUCUCGGUCUUCACAAGUGAUCGCCCUCAAGCAGACACAAUCCCUACGGUUUCUAUCGUGCUUUAUGGUAGUAGUGGCAAAACGAAAGACAUUGAACUCAACAGAACGUUGUUGGAAGAUCAAACCAAUUGGAAUCCGGAGUGUAUCGACACCGAGAAGACUUUGUUUCAACGUGGUGCGGAGGACGUGUUUCGAGUGAACCUGGAAGAUAUUGGUGUACCUUACAAGCUACGAGUGAGCAACAACGGUGGAUCCAGUUCGUCUUGGCAUCUGGAUAAGAUUGUCUUAUCCAGCUUGAAUGACAACGAGGAAGAAUAUAUAUUCCCAUGUAAUCGUUGGCUUAGUCAAACUGAAGAUGACAGCUCGGUAACACGUGAAUUACCAGCGACCGGUGAUCGGAUUUUAUCCAACCCAGAAGUGUACAAAUAUCGCGUCAAAUUGUUUACCAGACCCAGAGCCGGUCUCGGGCUUCGUGGAAAGGUUUGUGUUAACCUGGUGGGGGAAGGUGGGGACACUGGUGACCGGUGGCUAACCGUACCAACUUCCGAGAUGAAGAGUGGAGGCGACGAACAGAUGAAUGAGUUUGUCAUUGAGGCAGUGGAUUUGAAGGCGUUGAAAAAACUCCACAUUGGUCAUGAUGGACAGCAUCCCGGAGAUGGAUGGUAUCUUUCCCGCGUGGUCGUGGAACAGGCGAAAAACCCUUCAAAGAGCACAACGUUCGAAUGUCACCAAUGGCUUGACGUAUCGUCAGAAGAUGGAUGCAUUAUGAAGGAGUUUGUUUCAUCCGGCGCAACAGAGUGUAUCCCUUAUGAAAUCGUCCUUUUCACGGUUGAUCGACAACCAAGUGAUUUGUGUGAAUUCAAGGCCUCAAUCCAGUUGUAUGGAAUGCCCCUUUAUCGGAGAACUGGAGUGAUUCCACUGUCCGUCCAACCGGAAGUUCAAGUGAACCGACUCACGCUGAAAACCCUACGAUUGUGGGAUGAGGGACCGUCGCAUGCUGGAAGCUGGUUUCUGGACAAUAUAACUCUUACCGUACCCCAGUGCGGUAUGUGUUACACGUUUGACAUACAUCGGUGGAUCUACUCAGGAGAGACAUCUGAAGCUGCAGGUAUCGGACUAUCACCUACGCUGACGGAAACCGUUGCAAAGGGUAUCCCUUAUGAAAUCGUCCUUUUCACGGUUGAUCGACAACCAAGUGAUUUGUGUGAAUUCAAGGCCUCAAUCCAGUUGUAUGGAAUGCCCCUUUAUCGGAGAACUGGAGUGAUUCCACUGUCCGUCCAACCGGAAGUUCAAGUGAACCGACUCACGGUGUACGAAGAGGACGUUGGAAGGCUGCAAAAAGUGCAUAUCUGCUGCAAGACAAUAGAUAAUAACAUGAAAUGGCCCAUCCGCCGUAUUUUAAUAAGAAAAUCAGUGUCAUAUCAGGCUGUGAGUGACCAUGCGAAGUCUGAUACUAGGCACGUAGAAGGCAAAAUGGAACCCGGCAAAAAAUCAACAAAAAGUUCCACUGGCUUUGAUUGUGGUGCGGCGCAGUUAGAAUUUGACGGUCCUUGCCCAGGACUUCUCGAUCAUUCCCAAAUGGAGAACUACUGGUUCAUUGUUGACGGAGAGUGCAUGCAAUCCACGGGUAAUCAUGUUGCUGUCUGCGAGAUUCCAGCCACCACUGAGGAUGGGAGACUUUUGAAUAAGCUCACUGAGUCGAAAUAUGAGAUUCUCGUCAAAGCUGGAAACGGAAGCAACAGCGGAAAGAAGAGAAGCAUGUACCUCGUUCUUUGUGGCCGGGAUAACGAUUCAGCUGAGGUAGAAUAUAGGUCGGGAAAAUCCAUACAGCCAAAUGGAGUGGACAAGUUUGAGUUAACGUUGAUUGGUCUUGGAGAAUUACAGACGGUUAAAAUUCGUCGGGGUGAAGCUGCUGAUUCUACCGACUGGUAUUUGGAGUGGAUUUCAAUCAAAACGAGCAAUUCUCGACAAGGGCUUGAGUAUCUAUUCCCCUGUUACUUUUUCCUAUCGCGUGACCGAGAAGAUGGGAUCAUUUCAAAAGAACUAACGCCAGCAUCCUCCGAUGUCUUUCGACGUUGGAAAGAUGGAAAGAAUAUCAAGGAUUGCAUUGCAUUGCCUGAAGCAGGUGGGAUGGCGACUUAUGUCAUACGUGUUCGUACCGGAACUGAAUUUGGAGCUGGAACAAACGCCCGGGUUUUCAUCGAGCUGUUCGGUGAACAUGGGUGCACUGGUGCUCUUCAGCUGUCGAACAGUAGAGGUGAAAACGGAAGAAAGAAACGAAAUAUGUUUGAAUCGGGUGGGAUGGACAGUUUCACAGUCAGAACAGAUCAUGUGGGCCCAGUUACUAAGAUUCGAAUCGGGCACGAUUCAUCAGGCGCCUCAUCCGCUUGGCAGGUUGAUCAAGUUGAAGUGGAAUCGUCAGAAUUGAACCGAAUUUGGACGUUUCGGUGCAAUCGCUGGCUUCUUCCAGCAGCUAGAGGUCACCACGUUGAGGCGGAAUUCGAAACACAGGAUGAGCUUACUCGACCUCUACGUCCAACAAUGACUUUCGAGGUAAAAGCUCACACAACCGAAACGUCUGGUUCUCCGCGUAUGACAGCAAAUGUAUUUCUGCAACUAUUUGGUCGGAACGGUGAAGCCUGUGACCCCGUGCAUCUCACGAGAAAGGAAGGAGAAGGUUCGCCGUUCAAACCCGGGGCAGUGGACACCUUCCUAAUUGAAACGGAUCAUAUUCCGUUACCUCUCCAGAAAAUCCGUCUUUGGCAUGAUGGCCAUGGAACUCAACCAAAUUGGAAUAUCAGUCGAGUGGAACUGAAGCUCAUUCAUCCAGAUGAUCAAGUGAACGAAACCAUGGUGUUUCCAUGUGAACAUUGGCUUUCAGCCGACGAAGGAGAUAUGACACUGGAACGCCUACUCUACCCUCUUGCAACAGUGGCUGAAAUACAAUCAGCCAAUGAAGAAAUUCAACCAGAGAUUACCUUGAGGCAAUACGAAAUCCAUGUGAUCACAGGAGACGAGCAGAAUGCCGGAACAGACGCUAACGUAUACCUUACACUAUACGGCGAAAAUGGUGAUAGCGGAGAACGCAAGUUGGCAGAAUCUCAAAUACAUAGAAAUAAAUUUGAGGCUGGAAAUACCGAUAUCUUCCACUGGGAUUUAGAGUAUCUUGGAAAAAUAUAUAAAGCACGCAUUCGGCAUGAUGGCAGUGGUCCUGGAGCCUCCUGGUUUUUGUCGCGAAUAGAGGUACAUUUGCGGGGAGCGGAAGUGGUCAGCACAACUCAGGAGGCUCAUCAGUCCAAGUCCGAGCCAACUGUAUUCUACUGUAACCGAUGGCUCUCCACUCAACAUGAUGAUUGUUCCGUCGAUCGAAUUCUUUACGCGCAUGACUACCGUGAAACGGAGUCCUUGACAUCGUUGCACACGAGUCCUAAUAGGUUAUCGGCGGAUUAUCCGCCCUACUUGUCCGGGACGUUUAUCUUUCCAAGGUCGUCUUCAGACGAGGUACGGCAGACGGAUCACUCUGUUACGCCCACAGUACCAUAUCACGUGCGUGUCGUCACCGGAUCUAUCAAACAUGCGGCUACACCCGGACCUGUGUGGAUAAAAUGCAUUGGGAAACACGGCGAGGAUAUUGGAAAAUUCCUACUUUUUAACGAAUCAAGAGGGACUGCACUUCGAAAAGGAACAACAGACAAAUUUGUGUUUGAUGCACCAGCAUUGGAUGCCCUCUCAGAAAUCGAGGCGAGUACCGAUAUCUUCCACUGGGAUUUAGAGUAUCUUGGAAAAAUAUAUAAAGCACGCAUUCGGCAUGAUGGCAGUGGUCCUGGAGCCUCCUGGUUUUUGUCGCGAAUAGAGGUACAUUUGCGGGGAGCGGAAGUGGUCAGCACAACUCAGGAGGCUCAUCAGUCCAAGUCCGAGCCAACUGUAUUCUACUGUAACCGAUGGCUCUCCACUCAACAUGAUGAUUGUUCCGUCGAUCGAAUUCUUUACGCGCAUGACUACCGUGAAACGGAGUCCUUGACAUCGUUGCACACGAGUCCUAAUAGGUUAUCGGCGGAUUAUCCGCCCUACUUGUCCGGGACGUUUAUCUUUCCAAGGUCGUCUUCAGACGAGGUACGGCAGACGGAUCACUCUGUUACGCCCACAGUACCAUAUCACGUGCGUGUCGUCACCGGAUCUAUCAAACAUGCGGCUACACCCGGACCUGUGUGGAUAAAAUGCAUUGGGAAACACGGCGAGGAUAUUGGAAAAUUCCUACUUUUUAACGAAUCAAGAGGGACUGCACUUCGAAAAGGAACAACAGACAAAUUUGUGUUUGAUGCACCAGCAUUGGAUGCCCUCUCAGAAAUCGAGGCGAUCAUAACCUAUCAGCUCAUGAUUGCAACGUGUGAUGUGGAAUCGGCGGGAACAGAUUCGGAUGUGUACCUGCAACUUUUUGGAAGUCGCGGAAUGUCCAAUGAGAGACUGGUCGAGAAGAAAGACACGUUCGAAAGGGGCUCAGUGUGCCGUUUUCAAAUGGAGUUUGAGGACGUUGGUGAUCUGCAGAAAAUUCGUGUAAGACAGGAUCCACAGGGCGAAAGACGACACUGGAAGCUGGACCGUGUGGAAAUCAACAAAGGUGACGUAACUUAUUUCUUCGAAACUGACGGUGGUCAGUGGUUAAGUACAAAACAUGGUAAUCGGAAGCUAAAUUGGACUGAUAUGGUGGCCUCUGUGAACGGCAAGAAGCAACUGGACAAUGCGGAUCUCAAAAUACUUGUAAAAACUUCGAACAUUUCUGGCGCUGGAACAGACUGUGGUAUAUUCAUCCAACUCUUCGGUGAACACGGGGAUUCCGGACCCUGGAGACUCACUGAGUGUCAGAAUAACCCAACACCAUUCAAGAACAAUGCGUUGGAUGAAUUCUUCCUGCGUGGCAUACCGGAGUUGGGCAGCAUUGCCCGAUGUCGUGUCUGGCUAAAACAAAAAGGCCGACAACAUUCGUGGCAUUGCGCAUGGAUCGAAGUAACUGAGCUAUUGCCCGACCAAUAUCCGCGAUUGGCCAGACAUUGGCAUUUCGAAUGCAACAGAUGGCUAUCUCCAAAGGAGGAAGAUCGACAAACCGCUUGGGAUCUUUCAUGCAGUGAAGAAUUUGUGGACGAUCCUGUCCGUGGGCAUGUUAACGACCUCGAAGUACUGCAGACUUCCCUAGCUACCACCGAUGUUGUACUAAUGACCGAGAGACCUGAAGUAGAGCCCGGAGAUGUUGUCUACACGGUCGAAGUGCACACUGGAAUGAGGAAAAACGCGGAAACCUCGAACAAUGCUUGGCUCGCGGUUUCUGGAUCUCGUGGCACGACCAAAACCUUGGAGAUAAACAAUUCCGAGGACAGCCCGGUCCUUCAAAGUGGACAAACGAAUAAGUUUGACUUAUUCAGUCCACCAGUGGGUACCCUUGAAAAACUCAAUCUUGGUCUAGUUCAAGACCAAGAUCAAACAAUCCUCUCAGUGUCCGCACCGACAGAUAUGCGAAACCACGACUCUCAUUGGUUCUGCGAAUGGGUCAAGGUGCGUGACCCAGUCAGCCGACGAACAUACAUUUUUCAAGUGAACAAAUGGAUAGAGGCCACAAAACGCCAUUCUACUUGGUCCAAGGUGAUUUUAGAUGUCACCGAAGUAGUCGAAGAUCCUUCGCUAAUGGCCCUCCAAUCACUGAAAGUGGGUAUCCUUGAAAAACUCAAUCUUGGUCUAGUUCAACACCAAGAGCAAACAAUCCUCUCAGUGUCCGCACCGACAGAUAUGCGAAACCACGACUCUCAUUGGUUCUGCGAAUGGGUCAAGGUGCGUGACCCAGUCAGCCGACGAACAUACAUUUUUCAAGUGAACAAAUGGAUAGAGGCCACAAAACGCCAUUCUACUUGGUCCAAGGUGAUUUUAGAUGUCACCGAAGUAGUCGAAGAUCCUUCGCUAAUGGCCCUCCAAUCACUGAAAGCGAAACCAAUCGUUCGGUACAAAGUCUCGGUGUACACUGGCAGUAGGCUGAGCGGAGGAACCGAUGCAAACGUAUACAUUACCUUAUUUGCCGAGCAACCUGGGCUAAGUUCUGGAAGACGUGCACUAAAGAGGGAUGGUCGCAACCUAUUCGAGCGCAACAACUUGGACGAAUUUCAGAUUCAUUGUAUCGAUCUUGGCAAAAUAACCCGUCUGCGGAUCGAACACGAUAACACAAGCACCAGAACUGACUGGUUCCUCGAUAAAGUACAAACGAAGAUGCAGCUUCUAGAGUCCCUUAAAAGUGGAAAGCCGCUUUUGGUUGCCGAUGUUGUUAUGGAUGAUGAUGACGACGCGAUGGUUGCAAAAAGCCGGAUAAUUGAUGAAAGUUGUGAUCCACCCGUUCGAAUGAAGUGUCCUAUGUUCAUCACUAGAAGCAAUAACUCCGUACUAUCUCGCCUUAUCGAAGCUGAAAGCAUCGAGGAACAGGAUACAAAGUUUGCACCGGCCUGCUUCUGA